Molecule: messenger RNA, 1329 nt
Organism: Nomascus leucogenys (northern white-cheeked gibbon)
Lineage: Eukaryota; Metazoa; Chordata; Mammalia; Primates; Hylobatidae
Product: mucin-3A-like
Exons: 5
Source: RefSeq, a predicted model, not a curated record
CCUAUCUUCACUUCUUCGAUCACCACCACAGAGACCACCUCACACAGUCCUCCCAGCUUCACUUCUUCAAUCACUACCACCGAAACCCCCUCACACAGUACUCCCAGUUUCACUUCUUCGAUCACUACCACUGAGACCCCCUCACACAGUAAUCCCAGCUUCACAUCUUUGAUCGGCACCACUGCGUCCACCUCACACAGUCCUCUGGGCUUCACUUCUGCGAUCGCCACCACAGGGAUCACCUCACACAGUACUCCCAUUUUGACUUCUUCAAUCGCCACCACUGAGACCAUCUCACACAGUACUCCCAGCUACACUUCUUCAAUCACCUCCACCGAGACACCCUCACACAGUACUCCCAGCUUCCCUUCUUCAAUCACGAACAGUGAGACCAUAUCACACAGGACUCCCAGCUUGACUUCUGCAAUCACCACCACUGAGACCAUGACACACAGUAUUCCAGGCUUCAUUUCUUCAAUCACCACCACCGAGACCACCUCACACAGUCCUCCCAGCUUCACUUCUUUAAGCACAACCACUGAGACCCCUUCACACAGUACUCCCGGCUUCUCUUCUUUGAUUGCCACCUCCAAGACAACCUCAACAAGCCCUCCCAGAUUCACCUUUGCGAUCACCACCACCAGGACCACCUCACACAGUACUCCCAGUACUGCCGGCUUCACUUCUUCGAUUGCCACCACUGAGACCACGUCACACAAUACUCCUGGCUUCACUUCUUUGAUCGCCACCACCGAGACCACCUCACACAGUACUCCCAGCUUCACUUCUUCAAUCACCACCACUGAGAUCAUCUCACAUAGUACUCCCAGCUACAUUUCUUCGACUGCCACCACUGAGACACCGUCACACAGUACUCCCAGCUUCACUUCUUUGAUCACCACCACUGAGACCACCUCACACAGUACUCCCAGCUUCACUUCUUCGAUCACCACCACCGAGACCACCUCACACAGUACUCCCGGCUUCACUUCUUCGAUCACCAGCACUGAGACCACCUCACACAAUCCUCCCAGCUUCACUUCCUCAAGCACCACCACUGAGACCCCUUCACAUAGUCCUCCUGCCUUCUCUUCUUCAAUUGACACCUCCAAGACCACCUCAACCAGUUCUCCGAGAUUCACCUCUGCGAUCGCCACCACCAAGACCACCUCACACAACAACCUCACACAGUACUGCCGGCUUCACUUCUUCGAUCGCCACCAGCGAGACCACGUCACACAAUACUCCUGGCUUUACUUCUUUGAUCGCCACCACCGAGACCACCUCACACAGUACUCCCAGCUUCACUUCUUCAAUCACCACCACUGA